GUGCUGCAGAUAGGGGCUGCCAACACAUGCGGCGCGUCUGCAGGUGAGGGAACAGGCUGAAUAUGCUGGACACACUGAGGAAUUCAACCAAUGUUUCCUAAAAACUGUGUCGGAUUUACAUUUUUUAUAUUUUUUAUUUCCGUUUGAUUUUUUUUCUUCUUCUUCUGUUUAACACAACCCCUGAUUUUUCAGUCGUUUGUGCGUUGUGGAGUUGGAUCGCAAAAGGAGAGAGAACUAUAUACUGUCUGCUGAAUGCAAGUGACUUGGAGGAAGAGAGCUGAAUAGGCAACCGGACAGGUAAUUUCGCCUCAUAUUCACAUCCUGAAGAACGGAGACUUGAAAGGCUCCGCACAGUCAAUACUCGCCGUAUGAGUUUGGAAACUGCGCGGGCAUUUAAAUGAUCCUCUGACAUAUCUGGACAUAUCACCGGACAGAGGAAUAUUGCAGCCUCACCCAAAAAAGGAGAUUCUAACCACAAACUGUGAGUAAAACGGCGCUACAUGGACUGAUUUUACUUUCUGGUGAUAUGAUGUCCGGACUAUAACGUGUUGGCUGUUACGCGCAUGAAAUUCAAAUAUUUUUGGCACAGUCCGGAGCGCACGGAGCCUCUCCGUUGUGUUUUUUGAUAACGCUGCGUUUUUUUACUAAAUCAAGAAAAGAGCAACUUACAAUCCAGUGCUUGAGGAGGAAAAGCAGAGGAGAAAGGAAAGCCCGUGCACUUGCUGCUUUUCACUGCAGCAGGAGCGAUGUAGGAAGUCGUCCGGAGGAUGAAGUCUCACGCAUCCCGAAACAGGGGGCUUUGCUCUUAAUGAAAAAAAGAUAUUUUAUUUCCACAUUCGGACUUUCCUAUAGUGAUUAAAUUCUUUUUUUUGCGUGUGACAUUUUUCAAAUCUAAGUGGACAUUUUCAGAGGGGAACAAUGAUGACUUCUGGUGCAGUGGACUAUUUGUACUAUUGCAUGCUCAUCCUGCAGCUUGUGCAUCAGCCCGCUGCAAAGCAAGUGCUCCGGUACCGUUUGGCUGAGGAGGGACCCGCCGAUGUCAGGGUAGGGAACGUAGCGGCCGACCUGGGCAUUGUUGCCGGGUCCGGUGAGGUGACAUUUACGCUCGAGUCCGGCUCUGAUUUUUUCAAAAUAGACAACAUAACAGGUGAGCUCACCACCAAUGAGAGAAGGAUAGACCGUGAAAAAUUACAGCAGUGCCAAAUGAUAUUUGAUGAAAAUGAGUGUUUUAUAGAUUUUGAAGUGUCAGUGAUUGGACCGGCACAGAGCUGGGUAGACCUCUUUGAGGGAAAAGUCAUCAUAUUAGAUAUAAACGAUAAUACUCCGUCUUUCCCCUCCCCUGUCCUGACACUGUCUGUGGAGGAAAACAGACCCAUUGGAACCCUUUAUCUGUUGCCCACAGCCACAGACAGAGAUUUUGGCAGAAAUGGAAUAGAGAGAUAUGAGCUUAUUCAGGACAAUGGGGAGAACUCAAGGCGCUCUUCUGGGGAUUCAUACUCAGGGAAGAGGAGAUUUGAGGAAGGCGCGAGCAGGAGCAGCGUCUUUGAACUGCAAGUUGCUGACACCACUGAUGGAGAGAAGCAGCCUCAACUCAUCAUUAAAGGGGCCCUUGAUAGGGAACAGAGAGACUCCUAUGAGCUCACCCUGCGUGUUAGGGAUGGAGGAGAUCCCCCUCGCUCCUCCCAGGCCAUUCUGAGGGUGAUGAUCACUGAUGUGAAUGACAACAGCCCUCGGUUUGAGAAGAGUGUGUAUGAAGCUGACCUACCAGAAAACAGCUCCCCUGGCGCCCCCAUACUACAGCUCAAAGCGGCUGAUGCAGACGUGGGGGUUAAUGGUCAAAUAGAAUAUGUGUUUGGGGCAGCCACAGAGUCAGUAAGGAGGCUGCUGAGGCUGGAUGAGAGCACAGGGUGGCUGAGUGUGUUGCACCGCAUUGACCGUGAAGAAGUGAGCCAACUGAGGUUCACGGUAAUGGCCCGUGACCGAGGCCAGCCACCCAAAAUGGACAAGGCCACCGUGGUGUUGAACAUCAAGGAUGAGAAUGACAAUGUGCCCGCUAUUGAGAUACGAAAAAUUGGACGCAUUUUCUUAAAAGAUGGGAUAGCCAAUGUGGCGGAGGAUGUGGUGGUGGACACACCCAUUGCCCUAGUUCAGGUGUCAGACCGCGACCAGGGAGAAAAUGGCAUAGUAACCUGCACAGUGGUAGGGGAUGUGCCCUUUCAGCUCAAACCAGCCAGUGAGAUGGAGGGUGAGCAGAAUAAAAAGAAAUAUUUCCUCCACACAUCUGCACCGCUGGACUAUGAGGCCAUACAGGAAUACAAUGUGGUCAUAGUGGCUGUGGACUCUGGAAGCCCCAGUCUGGCAAGUAAUAACUCUCUUAUCGUCAAAGUGGGCGACACUAACGACAACCCUCCUAUCUUCAGCCAGAAUGUAGUAGAGGUGUCAUUUCCAGAAAACAAUGCCCCUGGCGAGAGGGUGACAACAGUGGUGGCCAUUGACGCAGAUAGUGGGAAGAAUGCUGAAAUAGCCUAUUCCCUAGACUCAUCAGUGAAUGGGAUUUUCUCUAUCGAUGCAGACAGUGGAGACAUCCGAGUAAACACCAUUCUGGAUAGAGAGCAAACAGAGCGCUAUGAAUUCAAAGUGAUAGCCAAAGAUAAGGGUAUAAACACCCUACAGGGCUCUGCGACAGUGGUUGUCCUUGUGGCCGAUAAGAAUGACAACGAACCAAAGUUCAUGCAGGAUGUAUUUACCUUCUAUGUCAAAGAGAACCUUGAGCCAAACAGCCCAGUUGGCAUGGUUACAGUCAUUGAUGCAGAUAAAGGCCAAAAUGCAGAGAUGAGUCUUUUCAUUGAGGAAGAAGAGGACAUCUUUUCAAUCGAGAAUGACACUGGAACUAUUUUCUCCACUCUGUCCUUUGACAGAGAGCAGAAAACUACAUACACGUUCCGUGUCAAAGCUGUGGAUGGGGGUGACCCACCCAGAUCAGCCACCGCCACUGUUUCGCUUUUUGUCAUGGAUGAAAAUGACAAUGCACCAACAGUUACCUACCCAAUAAACAGUUCCUACACUCUUCUUCCGCCCUCCAGUAACAUCAGAACAGUAGUUAGAACUGUCAUAGCCACUGAUACCGACACCGGCAUCAAUGCAGACCUGAACUACAGCAUCAUUGGUGGAAACCCCUUCAAGCUGUUUGAGAUUCAUGGGGUCACUGGGGUCAUUUCACUGGUGGGGAAGCUGGAACAGAAGCAUUAUGGCCUCCAUAGACUUGUGAUCCAGGUGAAUGACAGUGGGCUGCCUUCCCAAAGCACCACCACACUGGUUCAUGUGUAUGUUAAUGAGACUCUGUCCAAUUCCACAGUUGUGGAAGCCCAGGUGGCAAAGAGCCUGAGCACAUCUCUCAAUACCAACAUUGCUGGUGACCCCAAUUAUGAUCUAAGCAAACAGCGGCUAAGCAUUGUAAUCGGAGUAGUUUCGGGCAUCAUGACAGUUAUUCUCAUUAUUCUUGUUGUCGUCAUGGCCCGUUACUGCCGCCCCAAGAAUAAGAAUGGCUAUGAGGCCGGCAAGAAGGAUCAUGAAGAUUUCUUCACACCCCAGCAACACGACAAAUCCAAGAAACCCAAGAAAGAUAAGAAGAAACAGAAAUCCAAACAACCACUCUACAGUAGCAUUGUCACCGUAGAGGCCUCCAAACCCAACGGCCAGCGCUACGACGGUGUCAACGAGAAGCUGUCGGACAGUCCUGGCAUGGGCCGGUACCGCUCAGUCAAUGGAGGGCCGGGGAGCCCAGAUCUGGCCCGGCACUACAAGUCCAGUUCACCACUCCCUACUGUCCAGCUUCACCCACAAUCACCAACAGCUGGUAAAAAGCACCAGGCAGUUCAAGACCUGCCCCCUGCCAAUACCUUUGUUGGCACCGGAGAUAACAUUUCCCUUGGAUCUGACCACUGCUCUGAAUAUAGCAGUCAAACUAUCAACAAGUACAACAAACAGCCGUUUCGCCGAGUGACCUUCUCGGUGGUGAGCCAGCCCCAGGACCCUCACCAGCAGGGAUCGCUGCAGAGCUGCUACGACAGCGGCCUGGACGAGUCGGAGACACCCAGCAGCAAGAGUUCGUCGGGCCCCCGGCUGGGCGCCCUUCCCCUACCUGAGGACAGCUACGAGAGGACAACGCCGGAUGGCAGUGUCGGUGAGGCAGAGCACAUGGAAAAUGACUCCCGGCCCUUGCCUGACGUAGCCAUGACUGGCAAGUGCACCCGGGAAUGUGACGAGUACGGCCACUCGGACUCCUGCUGGAUGCCUGUGCGCACGUCGCCAGAGCGACGGCCAUCCAAGUCAACCACCACCCCCCAACAACCAAAGCUUUCCACUUUCAUGAGCGGCAACGGCAGCGGCAGCAGCAGCGCCGAGCAGCCCGGCAGCCAAGAGACCCUCGCCAUGGCCGCCAUGGCCAACGGAGACCCCACCGCCACUCACAUGAUGGGCGACCGCAAUCGCAACCUGCUCAACAAGAAGAUGGCCUCUUCCUCCUCCUCCUAUGAGGCUUUUGGCUCGCCUUCCUACGGCUCGCCUGGAGGUGGGGAGGAGACACUGGGCCACCCCACUGAGGAGAUCCCUCUGGCACCUACUGGGGAGUACAAGCCCACAUCCUGUGGUACUCUGACGCGACGGGAGGUGUACCUGUGAGCUGGGAGUGUUAGACACACCUGCUGUGCCACAACACAUGGCAUUAAAAUACAACACUAAGCAUAGCUGCUUACCCACCACCGUUAAAGCUCUAGAAGCUCUUAGCCACCCUUGUUCUGCACAAGGUAGGACUAAACUCUCUCCAAAGACUUUUACGACAGCUCCAUAAUGAAAAAUCUAAGUGGAUAUAUAAACAUAGUACCAUUUUUUUUAAAGUGCUAAUUCCGGCGAUGACCUGGAAGAAAGGAGGAGGAGGAAAAACUAUUGAGAGCAUUGAUGGGACUUGAGAUGAGGCUGUUUUACUGGCGAGUUGGGCUCUUGUGACAUAAUCUGCUGCCUGACAGUCAAUCUGUACAAUAAUCAACUCAUUUUACAUAUACAAUACAUGCAUGCAUUACCCCCCUUGUCCCCCAUGAAGACCCCAUUUCCUUGAAGAUGACACUGUACAAAAGAGACCAUUUUCUUUUUCUGUUUGUGUUUUUUUCUAGAAACAAAGCUGUACGUGUGGACUAUUUUGACUUUAACGUGUGUCUGGUAAUGCUUUUUUUUUUUUUAUUAUUAUUGUUUUAGAACAGUGCAAGACUCCAGCCACGAUGUUCUGUGGCUGCAACAAUAUAUUGGACAUAAUGGUCUCGAUCGCACCCGAGCUGUCCGUGGAUUCUGUCAUCUUGACUGUUUGUGACGAAAGUUGCUCAUUAGCAGACCAAAACUUGAUUCAAAUCUUAUAACGGGAAAGACUAAGCUUUAAAUAUUCUGCCCACAAAACAAGACCUGUUUCAGUCAGUCUCCUGAAAACGGAGAUUCCUGGACGGAAACGGGAGCCAAUGGGAUUUGCUGCAACGACACAUUGGUUCGGACUACAACACCACUGGUAUACUCUUAACAAACAUACUGUAUGAUGACUGAUUCUAACUUACCAGUG
Thunnus maccoyii (southern bluefin tuna) is the source of this 5602-nucleotide messenger RNA. RefSeq names its product protocadherin 7b (gene pcdh7b). The coding region runs from base 919 to 4680 and encodes 1253 amino acids. Gene Ontology annotation, biological process: homophilic cell-cell adhesion. The transcript is spliced from 3 exons. The record is from RefSeq and is a predicted model, not a curated record. NCBI's taxonomy places the organism in Eukaryota, Metazoa, Chordata, Actinopteri, Scombriformes, Scombridae. Gene Ontology annotation, molecular function: calcium ion binding. Gene Ontology annotation, cellular component: plasma membrane.